CUUCACCUCGAUAUGAACAAAGGUAUUCAACAAAUUGUAUUGUUUGUUGUUCUACUCGCCAAUGCACUCGUAGGACGAUCUUCCCUAGAAGUAUGGCCGCCCUUUGAAGGUCACCAAGAAUUUCUCCAGCCAGGCGUAGAUCUGGCAUCAAGCAGACAUUCUAUAAGCUCUUACGUGACCCAUCAUGCAUGGAUUCCAGGAAAUUCUAGUAGUAGGUAUUAUGGUGUAGAGGCUACACUAGACGUUUAUGGGUUUACUUUACAACAUGACCAAAUAACCGAGGGUGGCAUCUGGAUUACCAGCAUAGGAGAUGGCCACCCGAUUCCGGACAAUGGAAUUCAAAUUGGAUGGCACAUUUACCCAGAUUUGCACAAGGAUUCACGCACACAUUUCUACGUAUCGUGGGCCGUAAGCAGGUCACCUAACAAGGGCUGCUUCAAUAUGGUCUGCCCUGGCUUUCGAAAGACAUCAUCCAGCAUAGCUCCAGGUGAUGUCAUCAAUCCUGUUUCAAGUAUCAAUGGCACCAAACAGUACAUCACCAUAAGGUUAUUCAAGGAUAAAUCAUCUGGAGAUUGGCAUGUACAUUAUGGACUAAAUAGUUCCCCAAAACCAGUUGGUUACUUUCCGAAAUCCUUGCUUCCUGCAAUGAUAGAUAGACCAGUUCUGCUCAGAUUUGGUGGCUUAGCAGCUCGCAGGAAACCAGCACCAAGUCCUCCAAUGGGCAAUGGGUAUGUUCCACUCAGCGGCAAAGCUGCAUUGGUUAGUAACCUCAAGCUAAUCGAUCUCAAUGGUAUUGCUCACAUUGUCAACACCGAUCUGCCAUUCUAUGCAACUAAUCAAAACUGUUAUCCCUUUUCUUAUAUUGAUUCCGGACGGUUCUUCUAUGGCGGACCUGGUUGUGUUGAUAACUAGGGAUACACCUGAUAUGUAUGUCCAACUGUUAUGAACUAAUUAAGAAACAAAGUUUCAUAUCAUGUACUAAAGGUUCUUUCAUAAGAUUACAAUAGUUGUUAUUUUAUAUUACUGUUAAAAAAGUUGGCCUUCAAUAUCUACUUCAAGUAUUACAUUGGGUCCCGAAAAUGGAUUGUUGCAUACAGUUUUUUACUACCACAGUUUGCAAUUUUACCUUGUAUGGAAGAAUCUCAAAGAGUUAUUGGAAGGACCAUAAUGUACGCCACACAUUCACCAGGGAAGGUAUUAGAACCAAAUUAUUCAUUCGAUCCAGGAUUUGGCGGGGUAAAAUAGAAGUUUUCUAACAACAUUAUAUAUAAUAUUACGAGGUAAAAUACAAGUACUUUAACAGGAUUAUAAACAAUUUAUGAACAUGUGAACCUUUUUUUAAGUACAAAAACAAUUAC
Messenger RNA from Hordeum vulgare subsp. vulgare (domesticated barley), 1358 nucleotides. RefSeq lists its product as uncharacterized. The transcript has 5 exons. NCBI's taxonomy places the organism in Eukaryota, Viridiplantae, Streptophyta, Magnoliopsida, Poales, Poaceae. Bases 13 to 912 code for a protein of 299 amino acids. The record is from RefSeq and is a predicted model, not a curated record.